CGUAGUCGUGUCCAGUUUCGUCCCCCAGGUCUCUUCCCCCAUAGUCUGCUUUUAACCUGUUCACCAUCAAUCUCCCACAUUCAAACAUCCAUCCUCAAAUGCUAAGGCUCUUGCGCCGAACUUGUCCGAUUGCACACUAGCCCGAGGUCGACGUGCAUUUCUAUCUAAAACCUUCAAUUACCGACGACUUUUUGACUUGUCCACCUACCUCACGACUUUCUCUCCCACUCCCACUCUCUCCCUCUCUCUCUCACACACACUCCAUCAGAUACCCCCCGGCUCCAUUUCUCACCUCUUUUUCCUCUGGUGGUAUUUGGUCUUCUCUCUCUUCUCUCUCGUACAUCUCUCUCGUCUUUCUCCCAAUAACGGGCAGUCUCGCGCAGUCCGUCAGAAACCAUGGCUGAACAGCUGCGAUUCGACGGCCAGGUGGUUGUCGUCACCGGUGCCGGAGGUGGCCUCGGCAAGGCUUAUGCUCUCUUCUUCGCGUCCCGUGGCGCCAGCGUCGUCGUCAAUGACCUCGGUGUCUCCUUCAAGGGCGAGGGCGGCUCAUCGAAGGCCGCCGACGUCGUCGUCAAUGAAAUCAAGGCUGCCGGCGGAAAGGCCGUUGCCAACUACGAUUCCGUAGAAGAUGGCGACAAGAUCAUCUACACGGCCAUCCAGGCCUUUGGCCGCAUCGACAUCCUCAUCAAUAACGCCGGUAUCCUCCGCGACGUCAGCUUCAAGAACAUGAAGGACCAGGACUGGGACCUCAUCAACAAGGUCCACGUCAGGGGCACCUACAAGUGCACUCGUGCCGCCUGGCCGCAUUUCAGGAAACAAAAGUUUGGUCGCGUCAUCAACACCGCUUCGGCUGCUGGUCUCUUUGGUAGCUUCGGUCAGACCAACUACUCGGCCGCGAAACUCGCCAUGGUCGGCUUCACCGAAACCCUAGCGAAGGAGGGCGCCAAGUACAACAUCCUCUGCAACGUCAUUGCUCCUAUUGCCGCCAGCCGCAUGACCGAGACGGUUAUGCCUCCCGAGGUCCUCAACAACCUCAGGCCCGAGUGGGUCGUUCCCCUUGUCGCUGUCCUCGCCCACAAGAACAACACGGACGAGUCUGGCUCCAUCUUCGAGGUCGGCGGCGGCCACGUUGCCAAGCUGCGUUGGGAGCGCUCCAGCGGCCUUCUCCUUAAGGCCGAUGAGACCUACACCCCCGGUGCCAUCAUCAAGAAGUGGGAUCGCGUGACCGACUUCUCCGAUCCCCAGUACCCCUCGGGACCCAACGACUUCCUGACAUUGCUCGAGGAGUCCAUGAAGAUGGGCCCCAAUGACCCCGGCGAGAAGCUCGACUUCACCGGUCGUGUCGCUCUCGUCACUGGUGGUGGAGCUGGCAUUGGAAGGGCUUACUGCCUGGCUUUCGCCAAGCACGGUGCCUCGAUCGUCGUCAACGACCUUGCCAAUCCCGACGAUGUUGUCAACGAGAUCAAGAAGAUGGGCGGCAAGGCUGUGGGCGUCAAGGCCUCGGCCGAGGACGGUGAUGCCGUUGUGAAGGCCGCUAUUGAUGCCUUCGGUCGCAUCGAUAUCGUGAUCAACAAUGCCGGCAUUCUCCGCGACAAGGCCUUUAACAACAUGGACGAUAGCCUGUGGGAUCCCGUCAUGAACGUUCACCUUCGCGGCACCUACAAGGUUACCAAGGCCGCUUGGCCUUACUUCCUGAAGCAGAAGUACGGCCGUGUUGUGAACACCACUUCGACCAGUGGUAUCUAUGGCAACUUCGGACAGGCCAACUACGCCGCCGCGAAAUGCGGUAUCCUAGGGCUCUCUCGCUCUCUGGCUCUCGAGGGCGCCAAGUACAACAUCUAUGUCAACACCAUCGCUCCCAACGCAGGCACAGCCAUGACCCGGACCAUCAUGCCCGAGGAAAUGGUCCAGGCUUUCAAGCCCGAGUACAUUGCGCCUAUUGUUCUCGCUCUGUGCAGUGAUCAGGUGCCCAAGAAGCCCACUGGCGGUCUCUACGAGGUGGGCAGCGCCUGGGUCGGUCAGACCAGGUGGCAGAGGACUGGUGGCCACGGCUUCCCCGUCGAUGUGCCGUUGACCCCCGAGGAGGUGCUCAAGUACUGGGGAAAGAUCCGGGACUUCGAGGACGGCCGGGCCGAUCAUCCCGAGACGCCGCAGGACGGUCUCAAGAAGGUCAUGGCGAACAUGGAGAACAGGAGCCAGAAGCAGACUCAAGCAUCCUCUUCGGACCACGACGGUGCGAACUACCUCGCCGCCAUCGACGCUGCCAUCAAGGCGGAACCCAAGCCGACCGAGUUCGUCUACACGGACCGUGAUGUGAUGCUCUACAACCUAGGUAUAGGCGCGAAGCGCACCGAGCUGAAAUACGUCUUCGAGGGCGCCGACGACUUCCAGGUGAUCCCCACCUGGGGCGUCAUCCCUCCUUUCAACGUCGAGACCCCUUACAACUACGACGACAUCCUUCCCAACUUCUCCCCCAUGAUGCUCCUCCACGGGGAGCAGUACCUCGAGAUCAAGAAAUACCCCAUCCCCACCGAGGCCAAGCUCGUGUCGCGCGCCCGCCUGCUCGAGGUCGUCGACAAGGGCAACGCCGCCAUCGCCAAGAACGGGGUCACCACCGUCAUUGCCGACACGGGUGAGGAGGUCUUCUACAACGAGGUGACCGUCUUCCUGCGCGGCUGCGGCGGAUUCGGCGGCCAGAGCAAGCCCCGUGAUCGCGGCGCCAGCACGGCGCCGAACAAGCCGCCUUCGCGCCAGCCGGACGUUGUUGUUGAGGAGCGGACUAGCGAGGAACAGGCCGCCCUGUACCGACUGAGCGGUGAUUUCAACCCCCUCCACAUCGACCCCUCUUUCGCCAAGAUGGGCGGCUUCAAGGCACCCAUCCUCCACGGCCUGUGCACAUUCGGCUUCGCCGGUAAGGCCGUCUACGAGCGCUUCGGUGCGUUCCGGAACAUCAAGGUCCGCUUCGCCGGCACCGUCAUCCCGGGACAGACGCUCGUGACGGAGAUGUGGCGCGAGGGCAACAAGGUCAUCUUCCAGAUCAAGGUGAAGGAAACGGGCAAGCUUGCCAUUGGCGGUGCGGCGGCAGAGCUGGUUGAGGCGAACAAGGGGAAGAUCUGAGGCUCUCCUCAAGGCCUGCUGCAGUCUUGCUUGCGACUCGGGG
This is a messenger RNA of Sodiomyces alkalinus F11, 3160 nucleotides long. Its product is annotated as short chain dehydrogenase. Bases 397 to 3117 code for a protein of 906 amino acids. The transcript has 8 exons. The record is from RefSeq and is a predicted model, not a curated record. Gene Ontology annotation, molecular function: oxidoreductase activity. Lineage: Eukaryota; Fungi; Ascomycota; Sordariomycetes; Glomerellales; Plectosphaerellaceae.